AUGAGUGUUCGUGUUGUUGCGCGUAUCAGGCCACUCUUGAAGUCAGAGCGAGAGCUCGAUGUGAUUGUCCGCACAGGCUCGUCCAACCCAUUACCUACAUCGGGGCUGAAAUCUUUGGCGAACAAAGGUGAUAAGAAAUGGUCCCAGGACAAAGCAGCAUUGAAAGACCGGGAUACAUCUGUGCGGAUUCCAAAUCCUAAGAAUGAAAGCGAAGAAUAUGCUUUUCAAUUCAAUGCGGUGUACGACGCAGACGCCACCCAGCAGGAACUCUUCGAUGCCGAAGUGUCUCCUACAGUGAAACACCUUUUUAACGGCUUCGAUAUCACAAUAUUUGCAUAUGGCGUCACGGGGACGGGGAAGACUCAUACCAUGCGAGGUGGUAAAAGUCUCGCUGAAAGAGGUGUGAUUCCCCGUCUGCUAAGCGGUAUUUAUAGACGCAGUCGCAAAAUCGAGAAAGAUAGCGAGGGUAGAACCGCCGUGAGGGUUUCUCUGAGUUAUUACGAAAUUUACAAUGAUAAGGUCUUCGACUUGUUCGAGCCUCCAGAGAAGAGAACUCUGGCCGGUCUGCCUCUUCGAGAUAACGGCGGGAGAACAGUUGUUGUAGGAUUGACAGAGAGACCUUGUACGAAUCUGAAGGAAUUCGAGUCCUUGUAUGACCAAGCGAACAUGCACAGGUCCACUUCUGCGACGAAGUUGAAUGCCCAUUCUUCACGUUCGCAUGCCAUUCUCUGUGUUAAGGUCACUAUUACUUCUGGAGAUAAGACACGCGUCAGCACCGCUUCCGCUAUCGACCUUGCUGGUUCAGAGGAUAACCGUCGGACUGACAAUGACAAAGAGCGCAUGGUCGAAUCUGCCAGUAUCAACAAGAGUCUCUUCGUCUUGGCUCAGUGUGUUGAGGCCAUCAGCAAGAAGCAACAAAGAAUUCCGUACCGCGAGUCGAAGAUGACGAGGAUUUUGUCUUUGGGGCAGAAUAAUGGGUUGACAGUCAUGAUCCUGAAUCUCGCUCCUGUCCGAUCCUAUCACCUGGAUACAUUAAGCUCCCUUAACUUUGCGAAUCGGACGAAGAAAAUUGAGGUCCGGGAGGUUGAAAACGAACCAAUGUUUAGAGGCCCUGCAAGGCCCAUCACGCGGCCGUCUGUGGCCAGUUCUGUCCCACGGCAGCCCUUGCGGCCACUAACAGCUUCUGUUAAUGCGAACCUAACGGCAUCAAAAAGGGACCCAUCAGAACCUAGUGACAAUACUAAGCCUAUAAAGGCAUUCUCCGUCUACUCGGACAAACCUCAACCCACUCGACUCAGGAAACCGGAGGGGCCGAUGCGAUCUUCUUUAACUUCGGGCAUUCCUGGAAUCUCCCAGAGUCGUCAAAUGAGUACGUCUCGGCAAGACGGGCUUCAACUCCAUCCACAAAGGACUCAUGCAGAUAUCUCUGCGUCGAGGAUUGAGGAGCUGGUCGAGAAAAAAGUGGAGGAAAUUCUUGCUGCAAGAGCCAUGAGUGAGCAGUCGAGACAUGUCCGGGCACGCGACAUCAAUGAACAAAUGCAGCGCCGCUUGGAACUCUUAGAGCAACGGAUUGAGGGUACGGAAGACGCAAGGGCUGAAGGACUGUCAUAUUUAUUGACGGCGAAACAACAUCAAGCACGGGGCGAAGAUGCUGUUGCAUUGAGAAUGUAUCGGCUCGCGUUGCCUUUCUUUCCCCAUAAUGAAAAGCUAGUUUCAAAGAUUGCGCUUCUAGAGGAACUUACGAGGGACGUAUCAUCGCGGACGCAACAAGACUCUGCUACUCUCAACACCACUGCUACCAUCCAAAAGAAUCUGGAAACCGCUACAUAUUCACACAGGGACCAGGAUAAGGCGCGUUCCAAGCGUCAGGCCGAAGAUUCUGAUGCAGAUUAUGAAGAAAAUGAAGACGCUGAGCGGCCUUCAUCUGAUGAAGAUGAACCCAACCAUCCUCGCAUUGUGCGCAAGAAGCGGGCGAGAGCAAAGCAUAAUGACCCCUCUGAUCCCAUCAGCAGUAUUAAUUCCGAUGACUUGGAGCAGUUGAAUUCACCCCGUACCAUGCAACUCUUAUCAAUCAUAAACUCCCGCGACAUCUCUCAGAUCAAGUUGUUGAAGGGAGUCGGUGCCAAGAGGGCCGAAGCCAUUGUCGACCGUCUCUGUGAGAUGGAUCAAGAGCUGGACGACACAGACGCAAGCAGUACUGCGGCCGGAGACGAAUCUCGGAAAUUCCAAGUGAACAGUCUUUCAGAAUUAAGCAAGUUGAAAGGUGUUGGUAUUAAGACUGUCCAAAACAUGAGAAACGGUGUAUUUGUUUAAAGAGCAAAAAGUCAUUUUGUCUCUUUCGCCUCCCAUGAGCAUGGCAAUGUAUUGUUUGGCUUUAUUGUCUUCCUCAUUACCUCUCUCCUUCCAUACCACCCAGCAAGGUGUUUCUGGCGUUCUGCAUAUGUUUCUGCUGUGGUGUAAGGUUGCCUUUGCAUUGCAUUAUUUUUGCUUGGAUAUUUCCAUCAGCAUUGAGCCUAUUUUGGCUUUUGAAAUCCUAUUUCUAGCGACCAGUUCGACUAGUCUAUCUGUUAUGCAUUUGGUUCCGUUUCACGUAUCCUUUUUGGGAAUCAACCUCUGUUUCUUGCAUAACAUCGGGAUAUAUAAGUUUAAACCAUAUGUCAUUCAUGGAUGAUGGGAUUUGGGAAAUAUUGCAGCA
This is a messenger RNA of Monascus purpureus, 2695 nucleotides long. The record is from the annotation of a GenBank genome assembly. NCBI's taxonomy places the organism in Eukaryota, Fungi, Ascomycota, Eurotiomycetes, Eurotiales, Aspergillaceae.